Salmo salar (Atlantic salmon) is the source of this 8440-nucleotide messenger RNA. RefSeq names its product BCL2 modifying factor 2 (gene bmf2). Lineage: Eukaryota; Metazoa; Chordata; Actinopteri; Salmoniformes; Salmonidae. The record is from RefSeq and is a predicted model, not a curated record. Gene Ontology annotation, cellular component: myosin complex. Gene Ontology annotation, biological process: apoptotic process; negative regulation of autophagy; positive regulation of apoptotic process.
AAAAAAAACACUCGUCCAGAAACAGCAAACAUUCAUCUGAGAGUCUGUAAUGCAAAAGGUUGAAGGAUACACAGCUCUGUUCAAUUCUGGAGAAUCAGUAACGGCAAGUUGACAAGAUACCACCCAUCACAACGGAAGUAACUUACUUAACUGGCGGGAGACUACCUCUGAGGCUCCCAAUGGAUGAUGAAGAGGAGGACAUGUCUCUUCAGCGUCCUGUCUCCCAGUGCUGGGGCACCCCCUUCAGGGACAUCAAGUUCCACGACAGGGAGAGCAGGGACAGAGAAGACACCCAGGACAGGUCUACUCAGACGUCGACUGGACCCAACGCCAUUGUCCCACGGUCAGAGGGACAAAACAUCAUGGUACCACAAGGCCACAACAACAACAACUUUCCCUGCGGGGUGCAGGACAAUCACCAGGGCAGAAUACUGUUCCAUGGCAACGCUGGAUUCCGCUUGCACUUCCCGGCUCGGUUCGAGCCAACGGACGACCGGGGAGAGAGGCAGAAUGAGGAGGGAAGGAGGGAGGACGAGGAGAGGAGGAGAAUGGAGGAGAGACCAGAGGAAGAGCGGGUGGAGGAUAGCGCGGAGGCAAGGAUCGGACGUAAGCUCCGGGAGAUCGGAGACCAGUUCCACCAGGAACAUGUUCAACUGUUCCUGCGGCAUCAGAGGGAUGUCCUACCAGUCUGGAUUCGUCUGACCAUGGCCCUCUACGGCUUCCUGUUUAACAGAGAAGCCCCUGCUGUACCCCACCUGAGAGGACAGGAGAGAUGAGAGGGGGUACCCCCCCCCCCAAAACCCUCCACCCACCUCGGGUGUCCCCUCUUGCCUCCUCCCGUCCCCGAAAACGAGGGACCAGACUUGUAGAUGGCACUGUAUGAUGGAACACGGGUUUGGAUUCCUUUUUUUGUUUUUUUUAAAUCAAAGACGACGAAGAAGAGAACGAUAGUCACUGCUGGACGGAGAUUAGAAUCACGUUCCUUCUCUCUCUCUCUCUCUUCUCCUCUUUCUUCAUGGUGAUGAUGAUGAUAAUGAAGAAGAAGAAGCCAUGCUGUUUGAAGAUAUAAAUAUUUUCUAAAAUAUAUAUAUAUAUAUAUAUAUAUAUAUAUUUACUGUACUAAAUAGUUUAUAUAUAUAUAUAUAUAUAUAUAUAUAUAUAUAACUAUUUAGUACAGUAGAUAGCAUCUUUUUGGUUUGGUUUGAAAACACGCCAAAAGGAAAUGGACAAGAAGCACGGGAUGAAAUUUAAAGAGAAAUCCCUUAAAGAAAACACCAUUGUGGACAUGGAAGUUCUUGUGGACAUGGAAGGUCGUGAAGUUCUAGUGGACAUGGAAGGUCGUGAAGUUCUAGUGGACAUGGAAGGUCGUGAAGUUCUUGUGAAGAUUCUUAGAAGGUCUUAUGAAGUUCUACUCACCCAUCUACCACGAUCUUACCAACAGGCACAUUUUUUUCCAAUGUAUUUUCUGAAGAAUACAAACUCCCUGUAACUAAAUAUUUUUCACUGUUCCACACUGAUAUAUAUAUAUAUAUAUAUAUAUAUAUAUAUAUGAAAAAUGGUUUGUCAUAAAGAUUCUGUGGUGGUUUCGCCAAGACAAGCGUGGUCUUAAGACGUGUCUUGUUGAUCUCCGGUGUAGAUUGAGAGAGAGAGAGAGUCUUUAUCCUGCGUCUUUGCCAACAACAUUAACAUUCAGUCUGAAUGAGAUGAAUGACCAGGUCCAUUUUUUUUUGAUUGACAGUAUGAAUGUAUGUGUACUUAAAGAUUCUAAGACUUAGGUCUGCAAUGUAUUCAUUCAAUCAAGCAACCUGACUUUGAUUUGAAGUUUUUAGUGUGAGUAGGCAUUUGUCGUCCGUGAAACCCAAAAAAAAAAAAAAAUAACGCAAGCGUAAAAUUUGUUUUGUCGGAGUUGAGGACUUUACUCCUGUGGAAAAGCAUUUUUAUUUUUUUUAUUUUAUGAACCUAAAUCUUUAUGAAGAUGAAUUUAUCUGGCUGGAUUGACAAUCACAAACCAACAGACCCGGUGAUUUGAUACAGUUCUAUCUGUUGUUGCAUUAUGAGUCUGCUGUGAAAAAGGGCAAAUAAAAGUUGUUGUACAAUCAACGAUUUGGAGCAAUACUGUAUAGACUAACCAGUGGAAGGCACUAAAACCUUAGGGAUCUAUUGCAGUUACAAUCAAAUUGUCAUUCAUGGAAGAAAUGCUCUUUUAAAAAAACCAAAAGUUCAAUGAAGUUCAUCUUCACACUUGACAACGUCACUCAGUUCAAUGAAAUAGAUUUCACCUUUAACUCUCUCUCUUAUCACAAUCUUAGCGUGAAUCACUUUGGCUUCAACUCCCAUACACAGAUACAAUUGCCAUGUAUACAAACAUGAGUAAAUCCACAAUAGGUAUUUUACUGAGGGCUCAGCAGCAACAGUUCUAGUGAGUCUUUACCUACACUGUUACCUACUCCGUAUGCACCUAUGGCCUAGAAUAUGUUUACGUAAUGGUGACCGCAUUUAGAUCAUGCUGCAUUUCUAAAAUAAACUAACGACCACUGCUUUUCAAACUUGAGUUUUAUUUCAGAGUUCUUACUACAAGUUCUUAUUUGAGUACAUUUUUUAAAAGUGGUUUUAAAGAUGAUGAUAUUAACAGAAGACAGGAUUUUGUUUUUAAACUAAUGUAAUUUUUUUUCCCAAAAAUCAUUGUGAUGUGAAUAUAUUUGAUGAAGACACUGAUGGGGUUUCUCUUUUUUAAAAAUUUUUUUUAUAUAUUCUUCAGGGAGUAGUUGUUCAGUCACAUGCCCACAAUACUGAGUGUUUUUAUUCUACUUUAAACAAGAUGAAAAUAUGCAAAUUCCUAAUACGAACAACAAGCUUUGCAUGUGUUGCUCUACUUCACAUGACGACAUCUGAUCGACAGGCUUGUUUCCCAAAUGUCACCCUAUUCCCUAAUAUGGUGCACUACUUUUGACCAGCUUUGAUCAGAAGUAGUGCACUAUAUAAGGAAUAGGAUGCCAUCUGGGCUUCAUCCAUGUUCUUUGAUGGUUAUCAGUGACAUCAUUGACCACAGACACUGUUCUGUUUUUGACAGAAAGUUGCCUGCAAACCACUGAAUGCUGAGCCAGUUGAAGUAGCUCUCUCUCUCCUCUCUUCUCUCUCUCUCUCUUUCUUUCUUUUCUCUCUUUCUCUUUCUCUCUCUUUCUCUCGUUCAACUACUCCCUGGACUUUCUAUAAAAAAAAAUCUUUUUUCUUUACAUUUCUUUUUUUUUUUUUUGAAGUAAUUUAUUCUAAUUUAUUUUAUUCACUCAGUGCUACUGUAUAGCUAUCGGGAUGUACACAGUUUCUUCUCCUAGUUGAUGGAACAGUCAGUCAGAAACAGUACUGUGUGUCAGUGUCCUAAAUGGAACCCUAUUCCCUAUGUAGUGUAUUACUUUUGACCUGAAAAUAGUGUACCAUUGGGGACUCAGCAUGUGUGUUAGCUGGGCCUGUGGUUUUGGGAGGAAAGAUGGACUAAUGUGUCUUUUAUACUAAGCUGUGUAUGGGUCUUUUUAGAAAUCACACCAACCAGCAGACAAUCAAAUGUACUAAAUGUGCCUUGUGAGUAUGAGACCAACCAUCAUCCAUCACAGCCUUCUGGUCAUGGUUAUCUAUAGAAUGGUGGUCACAGCUCUCCUAGUUCAGUCUGGUCAUGGUUAUCUAUAGAAUGGUGGUCACAGCUCUCCUAGUUCAGUCUGGUCGUGGUUAUCUAUAGAAUGGUGGUCACAGCUCUCCUAGUUCAGUCUGGUCGUGGUUAUCUAUAGAAUGGUGGUCACAGCUCUCCUAGUUCAGUCUGGUCGUGGUUAUCUAUAGAAUGGUGGUCACAGCUCUCCUAGUUCAGUCUGGUCGUGGUUAUCUAUAGAAUGGUGGUCACAGCUCUCCUAGUUCAGUCUGGUCGUGGUUAUCUAUAGAAUGGUGGUCACAGCUCUCCUAGUUCAGUCUGGUCAUGGUUAUCUAUAGAAUGGUGGUCACAGCUCUCCUAGUUCAGUCUGGUCGUGGUUAUCUAUAGAAUGGUGGUCACAGCUCUCCUAGUUCAGUCUGGUCGUGGUUAUCUAUAGAAUGGUGGUCACAGCUCUCCUAGUUCAGUCUGGUCGUGGUUAUCUAUAGAAUGGUGGUCACAGCUCUCCUAGUUCAGUCUGGUCGUGGUUAUCUAUAGAAUGGUGGUCACAGCUCUCCUAGUUCAGUCUGGUCAUGGUUAUCUAUAGAAUGGUGGUCACAGCUCUCCUAGUUCAGUCUGGUCAUGGUUAUCUAUAGAAUGGUGGUCACAGCUCUCCUAGUUCAGUCUGGUCGUGGUUAUCUAUAGAAUGGUGGUCACAGCUCUCCUAGUUCAGUCUGGUCAUGGUUAUCUAUAGAAUGGUGGUCACAGCUCUCCUAGUUCAGUCUGGUCAUGGUUAUCUAUAGAAUGGUGGUCACAGCUCUCCUAGUUCAGUCUGGUCGUGGUUAUCUAUAGAAUGGUGGUCACAGCUCUCCUAGUUCAGUCUGGUCGUGGUUAUCUAUAGAAUGGUGGUCACAGCUCUCCUAGUUCAGUCUGGUCGUGGUUAUCUAUAGAAUGGUGGUCACAGCUCUCCUAGUUCAGUCUGGUCGUGGUUAUCUAUAGAAUGGUGGUCACAGCUCUCCUAGUUCAGUCUGGUCGUGGUUAUCUAUAGAAUGGUGGUCACAGCUCUCCUAGUUCAGUCUGGUCGUGGUUAUCUAUAGAAUGGUGGUCACAGCUCUCCUAGUUCAGUCUGGUCGUGGUUAUCUAUAUAAUGGUGGUCACAGCUCUCCUAGUUCAGUCUGGUCGUGGUUAUCUAUAGAAUGGUGGUCACAGCUCUCCUAGUUCAGUCUGGUCGUGGUUAUCUAUAGAAUGGUGGUCACAGCUCUCCUAGUUCAGUCUGGUCAUGGUUAUCUAUAGAAUGGUGGUCACAGCUCUCCUAGUUCAGUCUGGUCAUGGUUAUCUAUAGAAUGGUGGUCACAGCUCUCCUAGUUCAGUCUGGUCGUGGUUAUCUAUAGAAUGGUGGUCACAGCUCUCCUAGUUCAGUCUGGUCGUGGUUAUCUAUAGAAUGGUGGUCACAGCUCUCCUAGUUCAGUCUGGUCGUGGUUAUCUAUAGAAUGGUGGUCACAGCUCUCCUAGUUCAGUCUGGUCGUGGUUAUCUAUAGAAUGGUGGUCACAGCUCUCCUAGUUCAGUCUGGUCGUGGUUAUCUAUAGAAUGGUGGUCACAGCUCUCCUAGUUCAGUCUGGUCGUGGUUAUCUAUAGAAUGGUGGUCACAGCUCUCCUAGUUCAGUCUGGUCGUGGUUAUCUAUAGAAUGGUGGUCACAGCUCUCCUAGUUCAGUCUGGUCGUGGUUAUCUAUAGAAUGGUGGUCACAGCUCUCCUAGUUCAGUCUGGUCAUGGUUAUCUAUAGAAUGGUGGUCACAGCUCUCCUAGUUCAGUCUGGUCGUGGUUAUCUAUAGAAUGGUGGUCACAGCUCUCCUAGUUCAGUCUGGUCGUGGUUAUCUAUAGAAUGGUGGUCACAGCUCUCCUAGUUCAGUCUGGUCGUGGUUAUCUAUAGAAUGGUGGUCACAGCUCUCCUAGUUCAGUCUGGUCAUGGUUAUCUAUAGAAUGGUGGUCACAGCUCUCCUAGUUCAGUCUGGUCAUGGUUAUCUAUAGAAUGGUGGUCACAGCUCUCCUAGUUCAGUCUGGUCGUGGUUAUCUAUAGAAUGGUGGUCACAGCUCUCCUAGUUCAGUCUGGUCAUGGUUAUCUAUAGAAUGGUGGUCACAGCUCUCCUAGUUCAGUCUGGUCAUCUAUAGAAUGGUGGUCACAGCUCUCCUAGUUCAGUCUGGUCAUGGUUAUCUAUAGAAUGGUGGUCACAGCUCUCCUAGUUCAGUCUGGUCAUGGUUAUCUAUAGAAUGGUGGUCACAGCUCUCCUAGUUCAGUCUGGUCGUGGUUAUCUAUAGAAUGGUGGUCACAGCUCUCCUAGUUCAGUCUGGUCGUGGUUAUCUAUAGAAUGGUGGUCACAGCUCUCCUAGUUCAGUCUGGUCAUCUAUAGAAUGGUGGUCACAGCUCUCCUAGUUCAGUCUGGUCAUCUAUAGAAUGGUGGUCACAGCUCUCCUAGUUCAGUCUGGUCAUCUAUAGAAUGGUGGUCACAGCUCUCCUAGUUCAGUCUGGUCAUGGUUAUCUAUAGAAUGGUGGUCACAGCUCUCCUAGUUCAGUCUGGUCAUGGUUAUCUAUAGAAUGGUGGUCACAGCUCUCCUAGUUCAGUCUGGUCGUGGUUAUCUAUAGAAUGGUGGUCACAGCUCUCCUAGUUCAGUCUGGUCAUCUAUAGAAUGGUGGUCACAGCUCUCCUAGUUCAGUCUGGUCAUGGUUAUCUAUAGAAUGGUGGUCACAGCUCUCCUAGUUCAGUCUGGUCAUCAGUCUAAAGGCUCAGCUGUGACACAUCCUGUAGCACAGUAGCUGCCUGGUUGACCAUAAGUGCAUCCCAAAACUUCACUGUGUAGUAAAGGGCUUUGUCCCAAAUGGCACCCUAUUCUCUAUGUAGUGCACUACAUUUGAGCAGGGCCCAUAGGGAAUAGGGUGCCAUUUGACCAGGGCCCGUAGGGAAUAGGGUGCCAUUUGACCAGGGCCCAUAGGGAAUAGGGUGCCAUUUGACCAGGGCCCAUAGGGAAUAGGGUGCCAUUUGACCAGAGCCCAUAGGGAAUAGGGUGCCAUUUGACCAGGGCCUAUAGGGAAUAGGGUGCCAUUUGACCAGGGCCCAUAGGGAAUAGGGUGCCAUUUUGGACACAACCAUAUCCACCCUCUAGGGCACAUGCCUAAUCUAUGACCUUUAACCCUGACCCCUCUCAACCCUGACCCCUCUAAACACACACACUCCCGGCUUAUCACCCCAAAACUCAAAUAUCCAAACGACUGUUGACAAUCAACGUGCACUGGGAAGUAAUGUUGUUUUUAUAUGCACCCACUCUUCAGACUCCUGUACUGAACCUCUCUAGAUCCAUUUGUCUUUAAGAUCUGUUGUAUGCUGACUCAGCCUAGCUCAACAAGACUAGCUUUCUUGUGUCCCAAAUGGCACCUACUCAACAUUAUAGUGCACUACUAUUAACCGGGUCCCAUAGGGGGUCCCAAAUGGCUCCCAUAGGGCUCUGGUCAAAAGUAGUGUACUAUAUAGAAAAUAGGGUGCCGUUUGUGACACGACCUAGUAGCGAUGUAGGAUGAGGGUACAAGGAGGAGUGAGCCACCACGGCGUCCAGAAUUAUUUGUAAGUAGGAGGGGUUGUGUGGUCAUCCUAUGGGUUGGUGUUGACGUCAAAUCCAUAAGAACCAACCAUUGUCUCAACCCUCCUUCGAGGUUAAAACUUAUAUGAUAUGUUCAACCUUCAAUAUCUUGAAUAUUAAGUUUUUUAAAAAAUUCAUUCGGUUUUUUGAAUUUCCCAAGAAAGAGUGAAUCUUAACUGUUAAGUGCUGUGAUUAUUUGUGUUUUAUAUCAACAAACAAAACAAUUCGCUGCAGCUAAUUCUUAACUUGUUAACUUUCUAAGCGAAAAAAAAACUUUUGUAUACUUUUGUAAAAAAACAAAACAAAUGUAACAAUGAAGUCCGAAAACAUGAUUUUUAUUUUUAUUUUUUAAAGAUCGCUUUUUAAAUGUUGUGACAUGCUUUUUGGUUUUUACCAAUUUAAGUCCGCUGUGUCGUUCUCAGUUCAAGGGCUGUUUUUGAUAUUUGAUAAUUCUGUAUAUGGAGUAAAAAUGCAUGUCCCAGCAUUCCUGAAAUCUGUGUUUGAAUGUAAAUGAAUUGAGAGGAAAAAACACAAUGUCUCUUUUUUUAAAUACUAUAUAAACUGAAACAUUGUGAACUUCCAUCUAACUCCUGCUCUGUUGAAUUGGGACUCUCUUUAGCAUUGCCUUCACAUCACAUCAUUCUAGAACACAUCAUUAGAGCUCUCAGAACCAUCUUCAGAUAUCACAUCACAUCAUUCUAGAACACAUCAUUAGAGCUCUCAGAACCAUCUUCAGAUAUCACAUCAUUCUAGAACACGUCAUUAGAGCUCUCAGAACUGUCUCAAGGAUUCCACAUCGGUCGGGGCGGUGUGUUUUUUGAAGGAAGGCUCAGUCUAAAUGUAGCAGACCUGUCUGUCCAAAAUGGCACCCUAUACCCUAUGUAGUGCACUACUUUUGACCAGUGCUCUAUGUUCCCUGGUCAAAAGUAGUAUAUAAGAUAUCGAGCCAUUUGGGAUGCAGGCGGCAUUAUGAGACGCUUCUGAGAGCCCUGCACAGUUUUCGAACAGCGUGAAACACAAGGGGAAAGAGAGGGGGAACGAGGGACAUAUUUGUUUGUCUAGUGCAAUAUGCUGUACAUAAAGAGCUUGGCUCUACAAAAUCCACAAAUCUUACAUUUUUCUCUAAUGAAAUGUAAUUUUCUUGUUCAAUGGGUACAUUGCUGUCUUUUUCAUUAAAAUGUUCUGAAAGUUUCAAAA